AUGGGCUGGGUAUUGCUCAAAACGAUUUCAGAAGAACCACUGGAAGGCCGGCCAUCGACAAACGUGCAACGAUUUCGAGACUUGGAGCUGCAAUGGUGGAAAGCUCGACCGUCUGACGAAUUACAGAUGUUCGUGAUGCAAUUCGGCUUACAACCCAAAUCUAUGAGCUUUUUCGGCGAAGUUUUCUUUCUUCUCUGUGGUCUCAAGGCAUGCGUAUUGCUAUCGAACCUGCCCGUGAUGUGGCGCCAGAGCUUUGCAAGUGAUGUGGUUUUGGCUAGUGGCCUGCUACACUUGGCACCGUCAGUCACUACUAGUCGCUGUUCAAUUGCAUUAUUUGAGCAUGUCGAGGUAGUGGAGGAGCAGGAGCUGGCACAUGCACUGGACUACCCGGUGGCAUUAAGCGAGUGCAAGGAAGCCGCAUCAAUGAUUGAGGUUGGGUAUUUCCUCAACAUGGGACAACACUGUACUACUGACGUCCUAUUGCGCAAUGGCAACACCUCAACACAUACAACGCGUGCAACAGCAUUUCCAGCGAUAUCGAAGCUCUUGUACAGACUUCAACCUCACACUACAGACAUCACCACUCUAGUACAGUAUUAG
This is a messenger RNA of Peronospora belbahrii, 600 nucleotides long. Lineage: Eukaryota; Oomycota; Peronosporomycetes; Peronosporales; Peronosporaceae. The record is from the annotation of a GenBank genome assembly.